Spinacia oleracea (spinach) is the source of this 2408-nucleotide messenger RNA. Its product is annotated as cyclin-D1-1. The record is from RefSeq and is a predicted model, not a curated record. The transcript is spliced from 6 exons. NCBI's taxonomy places the organism in Eukaryota, Viridiplantae, Streptophyta, Magnoliopsida, Caryophyllales, Amaranthaceae. The coding region runs from base 272 to 1360 and encodes 362 amino acids.
GCCAUAUUCCACCAAUAUUACGGGAAAUAUAAACUCAAAUUAAUGAUUUAAUUUUCAUUCCCCUCAAAAAAAUGAUUUAAUUUUCAUAGGCAAAGGGAGACCAAUAUUCUCCAUAUAUAUACACUACCAGAUUCACAUACAACUUCACCCCUCACUCUCCCACUCUCACUUCUCCCCAACCACCCUUACCGCCACCUCUUUCUCUCUCUUCUACACCAUGGAAUACGACAGUUAACUGAAAACAACCGUUGCCGCCACCACCACCGCCAGGAUGUCAUUAUCUUAUGCUGAUUGCUUCUCCGACUUACUCUGUUCCGAGGAAUCCGGCGACGUUAUAUCCGCCGGAGGUUCCCCGGAAUUCUCGUCGGAGUGUGAAUCGCCGGCGAUUAACGAGGAAGAUGAGUCAGUAAUUGCCGGAUUCAUCGAAGAGGAGCGAAACUCAUUUAAUAUCCUUUUCGCCUCCGGCGAUGGAGAUUCUGUAUCUGUUUCUCUCUCCGCCUCCACCACCACCACUACCACCACCUCUACCUCCUUCUCACUCCUGGAUUCUACCUCUCGCUCCCGCUCAGUUGCAUGGAUUUUCAAGGUGAGAGCGUUCUAUGGGUUUCAGGCAGAGACAGCAUACCUCGCUGUCAACUACUUAGACCGUUUUCUAAGUUGCCAUCAUCUACCGCAAACAGGUGGGUGGCCAUUACAACUUUUAUCAGUUGCAUGCUUGUCACUAGCUGCCAAGAUGGAGGAACCUCUUGUUCCUUCCUUGUUGGAUCUUCAGGUUGAAAGUAGCAAGUUCAUUUUCGACCCAAAGACGAUCCAAAGAAUGGAGCUUCUAGUCCUAACCGUGUUGAAUUGGAGAUUACGGCUUGUUACACCCUUCACCUUCAUUAGUUUCUUCGCGUACAAGGUUGAUGCAUCAGGAACCUACACCGGUCUCCUAAUCGCACGAUCAACUGAUCUUAUACUCUCUAACAUACAAGCAGAGGGCAGAUUUGUGGAGUACUGGCCAUCAAGCAUAGCAGCAGCUGCCAUACUUUGUGCAGCAAGUGAAAUGCCAACUUUGUCCUUUGUCACCCCUCAGCAUGCUGACUCAUGGUGUGAUGGGCUUUCUAAAGAAAAUAUAAAUGAUUGCUACAAGUUAAUGCAACAGUUAAUGGUGGAUCAUAGCAGAAGGAAAUCCAUCAAAGUCAUACCACAAUUCAGAAUUACAGCACAAAUCAACAAAAUCAGGUCUUUCAAUGACUCAUCAUCUCCAUCUUCAUCUUCCACCUCCUCACCAUCACCAUUUUCUAAUAAAAGAAGAAGAUUAAACAACAAUAAUAAUCAACCAUGGAUUAUGGAUGAUGAUCAUGAUCAUGAUCUAUAAAAAUCCUCUAAACUUUCUUUCCCCCCCUAGAUAUACGACCCUAUAGAACAAAUCCUGUUCAAGUAAGGUCGUUAGGAUGGCUUUUAGGUAAAUGAUCAAAUUAGUUUUUUAUUUUUUUACCUUUUUGGCCAUUUGAUCAAGAAAAAAAUGGCUUUUGCCUCUCCCAAGGGUGUUGGGAGUUUGUCUAGUACAUUGUAUAUGUAUACUUGAUUUUGUGUGACAAAAAAAAUUAUUAUUAUAGUGGUGGAUGAAAAAAAGAAUAAAGAGAGGUGGAGGAGUUGAUACUUGAUAGUGGGAGUCUAUGGAAGUGGGGAGUUGUUGAUAUUGCAAUUUCAAAGGUUGCAUUGAUUGUUAUUGAAACAAAGAGAUGAAGAUUUUUCUUUUGAGAGAAAAAAGUGGGGUCUAUUUCUAUGUAUAGGUGAUGAAAAGUGAGGCUUGUGAGUGACAAAAUUCAUAGGCAUUCAAGAAGGUUGAAGUUGGGUUUUUUUUAAGGAGAAAAAAUAGUCAAGUUUUUCUCUUUUUCUCUUUCACAUUCUCUACUUAUCUAGGCUUCCACAAAUGCCUCUAUUCCAAUGAAGAAAGAGAGAGGGGGAAAGAUUGAAAAGAAAGGAGUUGCACAAAAGGAUAAAUAAGAUGGGUCAUUACAUUUAAAUAAAAGUAAUUUCAUCUUAGAGGUUCUUUAAUGAUCAGAGUACUGUUUUACAUGUACCCUUGGAUGGAGCAAUGUGACAUGAGUGUGUAUGUUGUUUUUUUGGCGGGAGAAAAUUGCGAAAAGCAAGCAUAAUUUUGGAUUUUUUUUUUCUUUAUAAUGAUGUAAUUUAUCUAGCAUGUGUGUGAAGGUCACACAUUUACAUUCUAUUUAAUUUAAAUUUCUUUUUAGGUUAGGGAGAGAUCAAUUCUCUAUGUAUGUAAUAUGGCCCCACAAAAAUGUGGCCAACAAACCAUAAUGUAAAGGUUCUCAGAGGGAGGGACCUUUGAAUGUACUACUCUAAUAUGUUUGUAUUUGGAUUCAUCAAUGUGACGUAUAUAUUUGUUUUUUGGUUUAUAA